This is a messenger RNA of Rodentolepis nana, 4113 nucleotides long. Lineage: Eukaryota; Metazoa; Platyhelminthes; Cestoda; Cyclophyllidea; Hymenolepididae. The record is from the annotation of a GenBank genome assembly.
AUGGAGUCUGUAAAAUCAGAUUUUGUCGAAUUGGUUGAAGGUGUACUCAAGUGUUCCGUCGACAUUGAUUUCAAGUCACUCGGAUUGCAAACUCUUAAUGAUCCAGGGCAACUUGUCGCUGUGGCAAACUGGAUUCGUUUCGCCCGAUUUGAGUUAUCAAGCUCUGGAAACCUCGAUAGAGCCUUAACAGAAUUAGAUAGGUGUCUAGACCAUCGGUCAUUUUUGGUUGCUGAUGCUGUAACUCUUGCGGAUAUAGCAGUUUGGGCUCUAUUGAUCCGCAAUGACUAUUGGCAACAGCUAUGCGAUAAAGAGGCGAAGAAUCCACCUUCCGUUAAAAAGAGUUAUCCAAGCCUAAGGCGUCUUGUUGAUUUCAUAAAUCAGCUGCCUGAGAUGCGCAAUUUCUGUUCGGCAUUGGAUCAAAAUGUGGUUUCCCCCAAAAAACCCAUCCAACCCAAACAGUCCGAAGCGAAUUCCGUCCAGACGAAGACUCCGACUGCUAAAGGUCGUGUCGCUACUGACAUGAAAUUCGAAGAGGGUGGAAAAUUCUCCGAUCUUCCCGGUGCUGAGAUGGGCAAAGUUGUAGUUCGAUUUCCCCCAGAAGCCAGUGGUUUCAUGCACAUUGGCCACGCCAAAGCCGCUCUCCUUAAUUAUCACUACAAGCAAAUCUUUAAUGGAAAGCUCAUUCUUCGUUUUGAUGAUACGAAUCCGGCGAAGGAAAAUGCUGCUUUCGAAGAGGCCAUUCUAGAAGAUCUUCCUCGUUUGGGCAUCAAAUGGGACGAUUUUACUUUCACUUCGAAUUAUUUUGACAAAAUGAUCGACUUUUGUACUCAGAUGAUUAAGGACGGAAAGGCUUAUGCUGAUGAUACCGAUGCUGAAACUAUGAGGGCUCAGCGUGAGGAAAGGAAGGAAUCUGCUUGUCGAAAUAACUCUGUUGAAAAGAACUUGGCUAUGUGGAAAGCAAUGCAAGAGGGUACUGAGGCCGGGUUAAAAACCUGUGUUCGAGCUAAAAUCGACAUGUCCUCGGACAACGGUGCUAUGAGGGAUCCUACAAUCUACCGGUGCAAGCUCGAGCCCCAUAUCCGAACCGGCACUAAGUACAAGGUCUUCCCAAUCUAUGACUUCGCCUGCCCGAUUGUGGACAGUCUGGAAGGUGUCACUCAUGCUCUCCGUACCUCCGAAUACAAUGAUCGUAAUGACCAGUACUACUGGAUGUGCGAUGCUCUUAAUAUUCGUAGACCUCAAGUGAUUGACUUCUCUCGUCUUGCUCUACAAUCUACUCUCCUCUCCAAACGCAAGUUGGUCUGGUUUGUAGACCAGGGUCUUGUGAGUGGAUGGGAUGAUCCACGAAUGCCAACUGUACGAGGUAUCCUCCGCCAUGGCCUCACGCCUGAGGGACUUCGUCAAUUCAUUCUCGCUCAGGGUUCUAGCAAGUCCACGGGCAUCAUGGAGUGGGAUAAGAUUUGGGCUUUCAAUAAGAAGGUUAUCGAUCCGGUGGCUCCCCGAUACACUGGUCUUAAUCUCCAGGAUGGGCUUGUUCCAGUCCAUGUGAAGGGUCAGAAUGAGGAUGAAACUAAGCAGACUCCACUCCACCCGAAGAACGCAGAAAUUGGCGAAAAAACUCUAGUUUUGGCUCCCACUGUCCUCGUUGAACAAGCCGAUGCGGAAUGCUUCAUUGAGGGCGAUAAUGUUACAUUCGUGAACUGGGGCAAUCUUCGCAUUUGUAAGGUUCACAAAAAGGCCAACAGAAUCGAAUCUGUCGAUGCUGAGCUUAAUCUCGAGGAUACGGAUUACAAAAAGACCCACAAAGUUACUUGGCUGCCCGACCCAACCGCUGUCAAGCAUGCCGGAAAGGAUCUUAGUCAACUAACUCCUCUUUCUUGCCUCACCUAUGGCCAUCUCAUUUCCAAACCAAUCAUUGGAAAGGAAGAGAAAUUCGAGGAAUUUGUUAAUCGUGACUCUGUGUCAAUGGAGAACUACUUGGGAGAUCCUCAGUUGAGAAAUCUUAAGAAGGGUGAUAUAGUCCAACUGCAGCGCAAAGGGUUCUUUAUUUGUGAUCAGCCGUUCACCACUAAGCAUCCCUCAACUGGAAAGGAGGCUCCAUGUGUCCUCAUCUACAUUCCCGAUGGUGCGACAAAGGCACGUCCAACCACGGGGUCAAAGUUCAAGGCGGGUGAGGGUGCUGUCAGUAAACCAGCGCAACCACAGGAAAUAAAGGAGAAGUCGUCUCCAAAGGUGUUCGCGGAUUUGUCUCCUGAAGAGGCUUUGAAGCGUGCCGAAAAGGAACGCUUGAAAGAGGAAAAGAAGGCAGCUCGUAAAGCUGGUCGUGAGAAGGCAAAGGCCCAACAGCAACAACAACAACCUCAAGCCUCCGGUGAGGCUUCGGAAAGAAAAAGCGAACAACCUACAGUUCCCCUAACUUCCUCUCCAAUUACGCCGGAGUCAAAUAGCUCACCAGUAAGCAAGCAACAACAACAACGGCAGAAUAAAAAGCAGGAGAAGAUGGCGGGGGAAAAGUCGCAGAAACAGCCCCAGCAAAAGAAAGCUCAAAACGAACCAGCUGCCAGUGGCCCUAAGAAACAGACUAGACUUGGUAUUGAAGCCAAGAAAGAAGAGGACACUGCGGAAUGGUACACUCAAGUGAUCCAGAAGUCGGACAUGUUGGAAUACUACGAUAUCUCUGGCUGCUACAUUCUUCGUCCAUGGAGCCACUUCAUAUGGGGCCAAAUUCAAUCUUUCUUCGAUCUCAAAAUAUCCGAUUUAGGUGUAGAGAACACCUACUUCCCAAUGUUCGUAUCUAAGGCUGCCUUGGAGAAGGAAAAGGACCAUAUUGCCGAUUUUGCCCCUGAGGUUGCUUGGGUCACUCGUUCUGGUUCAUCCGAUCUUGCUGAGCCUAUCGCUUUGCGUCCAACAAGUGAGACGAUCAUGUAUCCAGCGUUUGCCAAAUGGAUUCAGUCACAUCGUGAUUUGCCUCUUAAGAUUAAUCAAUGGAGUAACAUUGUCCGCUGGGAGUUCAAACACCCAACUCCCUUCUUGAGGACCCGGGAGUUCCUCUGGCAAGAGGGCCACACUGCCUAUGCCGUUAAGGCUGAUGCUGAAGCCGAGGUUUUGUCGAUCUUGGAUCUUUAUCGAGUUAUCUAUCAUGAUCUUUUGGCUGUUCCAUGCAUUCGAGGACGUAAGACAGAACGCGAGAAAUUCCCUGGUGGUGAAUACACUACAACAGUCGAAGUCUACAUCGGUGCUUCCGGCCGAGCCAUCCAGGGUGCCACCUCCCAUCACCUGGGUCAAAACUUCUCUCGUAUGUUCGACGUCGUUUUCGAGGACCCAGUGACCAAACAACCCCACCAUGUCUACCAAAAUUCCUGGGGUAUUACCACACGUACCAUCGGUGUUAUGAUCAUGGUGCACUCGGAUAACCAGGGUCUGGUUCUGCCCCCACCGGUUGCUAGAUACCAAGUUGUUGUGGUACCUUGCGGUAUCACUGCCAAGACGACUGAUGAAGAACGCGCAGAUUUGCUUGCCAAAUCUAAGGCUCUUGUUGAAGGACUCUCAAAGGCUUCUAAGCUCCGAGUCCACCUUGAUGAUCGUGAUCAUGUCUCCCCGGGUUGGAAAUUUAAUCACUGGGAACUCAAAGGUGUCCCCAUGCGUAUUGAGGUUGGGUUCAAAGAUUUGGCUAAGGGUGAAGUUACUACUGUUAUGCGCUACACCGGAAACAAGUUGGCAAUUCCUAUGAGCAAAGUGAAUGAGAUGGUCCCGGCUAUGUUGGACGAGGUGCAUAACCUCAUGUUGAACAACGCCAUCGAAAGUCAGAAUGCUCAUAUUUGUGAGGCAAGCAAUAUGAAACAACUUACUGAUGCAUUGGAUAAGAAAUGUUUGGUCUUGGCUCCAUUCUGUGGGGAGCCAGAAUGUGAGGAUUUGGUCAAGACGGAGUCUGCUCAAAAUGUUGUCGUUGCUCCAGGAGCUCCAGCUAUGGGUGCCAAAUCGCUUUGUAUUCCAUUUGAAGGAGAAAUUGUUGGUAAGAAGACCGGGCCUUGUGGAAAUGGAGUCCAUUGUCUGCGACAUCCUCUGUGCUCGAAACCGGCCACUAACUACACUCUCUUUGGGCGUAGCUAUUAA